This is a messenger RNA of Alligator mississippiensis (American alligator), 7871 nucleotides long. RefSeq names its product APOBEC1 complementation factor (gene A1CF). Gene Ontology annotation, cellular component: nucleus. The transcript is spliced from 12 exons. The record is from RefSeq and is a predicted model, not a curated record. The coding region runs from base 118 to 1890 and encodes 590 amino acids. NCBI's taxonomy places the organism in Eukaryota, Metazoa, Chordata, Crocodylia, Alligatoridae. Gene Ontology annotation, molecular function: mRNA binding.
CAGAGUGACACGUUGCAAACUCCCCAUAAUCAAGAAGAACUUUUCCGGGUGACGAUCUCUGAAAUUGCUCAGUGAGCACCCCUAAUUAACCUGAUUUUUUGCUGAUAAUCACUCACAAUGGAAUCAAAUCAAAAAUCCGGGGAUGGAUUGACCGGCACACAGAAAGAAGCAGCCCUCCGUGCACUAAUUCAGCGCACAGGAUAUAAUUUGAUCCAGGAAAAUGGACAAAGAAAGUUUGGUGGUCCACCACCUGGCUGGGAUGGCCCACCACCGGAGAGAGGCUGUGAGAUUUUCAUUGGGAAACUACCGCGAGACCUUUUUGAAGAUGAGCUGAUACCAUUAUGUGAAAAAAUUGGCAAAAUCUAUGAAAUGAGAAUGAUGAUGGACUUUAAUGGAAACAAUAGAGGAUAUGCCUUUGUAACAUUCUCUAAUAAACAGGAGGCUAAGAAUGCAAUCAAGCAACUUAAUAAUUAUGAAAUUAGGAAUGGACGACUCCUAGGUGUUUGUGCCAGUGUAGACAACUGCCGUUUAUUUGUAGGAGGAAUCCCAAAAACUAAGAAAAGAGAAGAAAUUUUAGCAGAGAUGAGGAAAGUCACAGAUGGAGUUGUUGAUGUCAUUGUGUAUCCCAGUGCAGCAGACAAGACAAAAAACCGGGGCUUUGCUUUUGUGGAAUAUGAAAGUCAUCGAGCAGCAGCAAUGGCAAGAAGAAAACUGCUACCAGGAAGGAUACAAUUAUGGGGACAUAAUAUUGCUGUAGACUGGGCAGAACCAGAAGUUGAAGUUGAUGAAGAUACAAUGUCAUCAGUUAAAAUCCUUUAUGUGCGAAAUUUGAUGCUAUCAACUACAGAAGAGACAAUUGAAAAAGAAUUCAACAAUAUUAAACCAGGUGCAGUUGAAAGAGUAAAGAAAAUAAGAGAUUAUGCAUUUGUGCACUUUAAUAACAGAGAAGAUGCUAUUGAAGCUAUGAAAGCCUUAAAUGGAAAGGUGUUGGAUGGGUCUCCUAUCGAAGUGACAUUAGCCAAGCCAGUAGACAAAGACAGUUACAUUAGGUAUACCAGAGGCACAGGGGGAAGAGGUACCAUGUUGCAAGGAGAAUACACAUACACAUUUGGACAUGUAUAUGACCCUGCCACAGCUUACCUUGGAGCUCCAGUCUUCUAUGCACCUCAGGCCUAUGCAGCUAUUCCUAACCUGCAUUUCCCUGCCACCAAAGGGCAUCUCAGCAGCAAAGGCAUUAUCCGACCUCCAUCAAUAAGAGAAAUUUACAUGAAUGUACCUGUAGGGGCUGCGGGAGUUAGAGGACUAGGAGGACGUGGCUACUUGGCAUACACUGGUCUGGGUCGUGGAUUCCAGGUCAAAGGAGAAAAGAGAGGAGAAGACAAACUCUACGAUCUCUUGCCUGGGAUGGAGCUGACCCCAAUGAAUCAUGUCACAUUAAAACCCCAAGGAAUUAAACUUGCUCCUCAGAUCUUAGAAGAAAUCUGCCAGAAAAAUAACUGGGGACAGCCUGUUUACCAGCUUCAUUCCGCAAUUGGCCAAGAUCAAAGACAACUGUUCUUGUAUAAAGUCACUAUACCUGCCCUUGCCAGCCAGCAACCUACUAUACAUCCUUUCACACCUCCCAAGCUCAGUGCAUAUAUUGAUGAAGCAAAGACAUAUGCAGCAGAAUAUACCCUUCAGACCUUAGGCAUUCCCAUCGAAGGCACAGAGGCACCUGCCGCAGCACCUGCUUUUCCAGGAUACACCAUCACCAAUGCAGCUGCAACUGUAGCAGCUACACAGCUGAAACAAGCAGUGACACUGGGACAAGAUCUAGCAACUUAUGCAACAUAUGAAGCAUACCCUGCCUUUGCUGUGGCCACUCGUAGUGAUGGUUAUGGAACUUUUUAAAAGAUUUAGUCUACUUGUAUUUAAAUCAAUACUUUCUGUUAAUCAAGUGGGGGGAACUACUUCAGUCUGUUGAUUAUUAUGAUCUCAAAAUUUUAAAUCUAAUUUUAGAAGAUGGAUUAGUUUAGUGAUAGUUUUAUACUUCUAGGCUGAGAGUUUUUUUAAAUUGUUGGUAUAUGUUUCAUUAUAAAUCAGUUAAAUCAAUUUUCACACUUAAAUAAAACAAGCAAAAACGGAAGAAAACAAAACAGAAACAAAAACCCACUUUUGCCCAGAAAAUAAUCCUUAAAAUCUAUAAGGAUCUAUAAGUAUACAUCACUGUGCAUAUGUUUACAUGUAAUCAUCCAUGCUGAAAACAGAAACAUUCCCAAUGAGCUGCAUGUUUAAAGCGUGUGAUUUUAAUCAGACUUGUGAUUGGCUAACUGUAUGAUCAAACUCAUGUUCAUACUGCACAAUUAGUGCACAGUUCUAAGACACAUAGGGCACAUCCAGACAAGUGUGCACCUGUUGCAAACCACUUGCACUGCACAUGCAGGCAUAAGCUGUGCUGCUAAUUUGCAGUGGAGUGGGGUUUUUUGACAUUGGGAGGUACUGAAAAAAGCAGGGUGGUGCAUGUGGUGGCAGCAUGUGCCACCCAAAACCAGAGUCUGGCUGUCUAGAACCAUAUUCCAGCUGCCAGCUAGGUUCUGCGCAUUGGAAUGCCACUGCUGGAGCCCCAGAAGGCCCCCAGGACCCCAGGUAAGGCUGCUGGGGCCACCCAGACACAACUAUGUGCCACUGCUAUUUGUUCCUGGGGAAACACGUGCAUGCUCAUCUGCCACUUCCCAUGAUGCUGAAUAUCUCUCACUAGAAUAUCAGUGCAUCAUGCAAAUGGACUGAGCAGGGAAAAAAAAUGUGUGAGCAGGACUUAAAGUGAAUGAAAGGGAAUAGAAACCUCUCUCCGAGAUGCUAAAUGGUAGUGGAUUUUCUCCACGGGCUGUACUUUACCACCCAGCAACUCCAUGACAGUAAUGUAAGAAAUUGUUGGGUACUUCUCCUCUUACCCUCAGAAAGCUCAGGAGACUAGGGGUGUGCAAAGCAGGCUGUAUUUGAAUUGGAUUUGGCUCGAUUCAGGGGAUGGUGAUUCAAUUCUCUGAUUUGGAUCACUGUCCCAAUUUGAUUCAGCUGAAUCUGAAAAUGAAGAUUCGAUUCUGAUUCAGAGAAUCAGCAAUUCAGCCAUAGAUACAGCUUUAUAUGUUUUUUCUACAUAACUUGAGGUACCAGGCAUGGCUUGUGAAUGUUGAGAUGGUGGGGCAGAUGGAGCAUCCUACAGGGUUGUGGGGGGUACACCACUGAGCGUGCAGGGGACCCACCCCCGCACCCUCCUGGCUCAGUGAUUGGCUGUGGGGGGCCCCAGGUGACCCCCCCAGACCCAGGAGGCACCAGUCGCUGAGUUGGGGGGCAGGGUGGGUCCAUUGCAUAUGCUGUGGCAAACCCAAAAGUGGACCAGAAGUGCUCCUGGUCCAGUUCCGGGUCCGCUGCCGAGCGUGCUGGGAACCCCCCUGUGCUCCCGUGGGACACUCCAUCUGCCCCACCAUCUCAGCAUUCAUGAUCCACCUGGUACCUUGAGGUAUGUAGAAAAAGUGUAUAAAGCUGUGUCUAUGUCCAAAUCAUUAAAUUUCUCCGAAUCAAAUCAGAGGCUUCCGAUUCAAUUCAGAGAGAUUAAUGGGUCUCCUGAUUUGAUUCAGAUUAAGAGAUUUGGCUGUCGAAUUGGGCUAAAUCUCCUCUGAAUCAAAUCAGAGAUCAAAACUUCUCACAGCCCUACCGGAGACCCCUUACUCCUCCACAACAAAAGUUUCCUUCCUCCCUAUAACAAAGUACCCUACAAUACCCCUAUACCCAGGUUUGGCAUCCUCUUUGUAUCCCCAGUGUAUAGCUGUUCAGUUCUCAUUAUACUAGCCACCUGCUGUUGGAGUUUCUUUCUGCCUUCCUUCUUCUUCUGUGCAUUUAGAGCAAGUGAUUUUUGUCUUGUCCGUACCUGCAAUUCACAUUCUUCAACCAACAGAGCACUGAUUUUCUGCCUGUUCAUUGCUCUGAACCUAAUCAGUUAUAUGUGCCUUGAUGAAGUCCACCAAAUUGGAAAAUACUACUAUAUCUUUGGCCAAACCAACAACAUGUAGAAUGUUAAGUCACCCAUUUUUGCAUAGAGAUCCUUCACAUAUCUAUAACCUCCCCUGCUUUGAAAAUUGCAUAUGAGGCCAUCUUACAAAAUAAGUAUUAGAUUAAGUAGUCUAAAUAAGCUUUUAUCACGUAUUUCUUUUAAAAUUCUGCCCCUAUCAAAAGCUAGUAAAUACUGACAGCAAAAGACAGUUUUCAUAAAUUAGCUUACAAGCCAGUGUUCAAGUGUGUGCAUGCUUCAGAGCUAAUUUUUAUAGUAGUGGGUACAUAGGCAGUUAUUGAUAUUUUAUCUUUCCCCAUAUAGUAUCCACAGAAAUAUGCAAAAACCUAAACAAAAUAACUUAUUUUACUUCUUAUCCAAUGAUCCUGGCAUUCUGGGCAAUGCACACUUUAGACAAGUAUCUGUUCAUACCAGAAUGUGGACUAAAAACCUAAGUCACACCUCUGAAAAGACCCACAUGACUGGCUGGUUUCUUUAAAAAGACAUCCCAGGAGGCUUGCACUUUGAAGUGAACAGACCUCCAGCUUGUAUCCCAUUGUACCUCUAUAAUAUGCAAAACCAUGCUAGUUAUCUAAUUGUGCACUCGGUACAAUGGGAAAAUUGUCAAAUUUCUUCAGAGAGAAGUUCAGUGGAGUCCAUUGACUGCCAGACUUUGCACUUUUAUAAUACUUUUAUAAUGUAAACAUAUUGAUCUUCAGUUCUGUAAUCUGUCACCUUGAAAUAAGCCUGAGGCACCAGAUCUAAAUCUUAACUUCCCAAAAUUCAGAGAUAUUUGGAUUCGAAGUUUUGAUUUAGAUACAGCUCUGAUAAAUAAUACACGAGCUAACAGUGGCAUAUGCAAAAUUACAGAAGUUUCACCUAAUCAAGAUUAGCAGUUUGCAAUACUCAAAAUAAACUGGAAAAAUCAGUACUGUAGAUUGUUCAUACAAUGAACAACCAAGCACCAGAAAUGACAUAGUUAUGAAAGUGCUGACAGUGGCAAUCAUACAGUGCAAUACAAACUUGUUUUUUGAGUUUGAGAGACAUCAUGUAAUGCCUAUGAAAGGCUCUUUGAUGAAAACUGAUCUCAUCUUAACAGCAUUCUCUUAAAUAGUGCUGCAAUUUUCUGUAGAUCAUAUAUCCAGAAAGCAAAAUAAAAAAAUCCUAACCUAAGCUUCUGGCUUCCUAAAUUUUCUAUAUGAAAUCAAAAGUAUACAUACAUAUAUUUUCUUGCACAAUUAAAACUAACAAGCAACUAAGAACUAGUACUGUCAAAAAGAGAGCGUAAGUGCAAAAAGUUUCUGUUUAGCUAAUUCCUCACUCUCUCUUAUUAGUGCCAAUAUGUUGUGAAUAUUGGAUAAAUAUAGUUAAGGUUUCUCCUAGAUAAUAUAAUAGUACAAAACAUACAAGGUAAUAUUUUUUUUAUUUGUAUCCAUGAAUAUAAGCAAUUAUUACAAGGAGGUUCUUAGACCAUCAUGUUUUCAUAUUAUAUUCACCAAUCAUUUCUUAAAGAUCUCAAAUCCUUUAAAAUUUUAGAUCCUCAUCUUCUGCAUCAAAGGCAAAAUAAGCACAUUCCUUGCUCUCCUCCUCCUGACUCACAGGUCACAUAAAACAUAAGCUCAAUGCUAAGAAAUUACCUGGUUCUCCCUACACUCUUUAACUUUAGUGAGAAACAGAUCAGGCCCAAAAUGUUUAAAGGAUUCUCUGUGAAAUAAUAAGAGACCAUGUCAGUUGUUUUCCUGUUUUAAGUAGGUCUUUUAAAAAUGCAAAGCACGUUAGUCUCUGAAAUACUGUUUACUAGUAACACUAGUGUUGUUUUCUUUUAAUAUUCUAGUUAACUUGAUGUUAGUAGUCACGAAACAAAUGUAUAAGUUGUAUACCACAGUUUCUGGUAUUGUUAGACUACCAUUAUUCUUAAAGUUUUGCAGUUUUGGUAGAGAGAGACAGGGCUGAUUCUUAAUAUUCUGGAAUAGAUCUAUGUACUAUCUUAAAUUUAUAUACAAAGCUUACUUAGAUACUCUCCAGGCCUUUCUAAUUGUUUUUAAAAUCCUCACUUUUUCUUCUGUGUUCAUAGUUUCCUGUUCUCCAUUGGAAGCUUUGGAGUGAACACUUUGUUUAAUACGGGGCCUGCUACAGUUUCAAUAGAUAUUUAGUGCUCAUGAGUAUAAGAAGAGGCUCACUUGCUUUCCUCCUAUCAAAUUCAUGCCCUGAUUUCACAUCAUAAGAUUGCUUAUGCUUGCUCAUUCUCCAGCUUUGGAUUUUGUUAGGUUCUUUUAAGCAUUUGCUUUUGAAAAGUUAAAAGGCCAGAUUCUAUUUUCACUUGCAUCAUCUUUACACCAAAUAAAUCCAGUCAGUUCAUUAGUUUUACUCUUGAUAUAGACAAGCAUGAAAGGACAGCUAGGUCCACAGGCUUUGCAAAUUUGUAGGAAUAAUAAUAGUGUUACAGCUAUAGCAUAGGAUUCAGAGACAGAAACCCUGUCCUGACACAAACUUCCUUUGACAAGUCACUUAGGUCCAGAUCUACAAAAAGAGAUGCCUUAGUAUGCUAAUGCUUUAGUUUCUUUUUCUGUAAUAGAUGCCUUGCACUUUCUCUUCCUUCAGGAGUUAACUUUAUUAAUAUUUGUAUAGAUUCUUAGUGCCUUCAUGGAGAGUAUUGCUGAUGUACAAAAGUAAUGUAAAAGGGAAUCAUUUGGGAUUACCUGAUUUGACAGUGUCCUCUUUGGACUUUGCAAAACUAAAUAAUAGUAAAGAAAUCACACUAAACACCAAGUCUUUGGUGUUCCCUGUUCCUAAGAAUGUAACAGUAAUACAGUUGUUGUAUUGUCAAAAGCUUAUUAAUAUGUCAGGACCACUGAAAUGAAGUAACUAUAUUUCUUUCUCUUCCUAAUCAACCAAACAUCUCACUGAUCUCACGAGGUGUUUUUCUGGAGAAAGAGUAAAUGUUCUGGUCAUAUUUGAUAAAGUUCUGUACUUCUGUAACUGCUACAACUUAUGAGGUUUACUUCUAUCUAUACACUGUCUUGUUAAGAUGUUUAAAAAAAGGAAGAAAGAAAAUGUAUUUUCCUCUGCAAAUGCUACACUGCACUCUUAUGCUAGCAGAGCAUGACAGGAAACCAUUUAAACCAAAGCCAUUGUAUUCAGAGCUUUAAAUAAUUAAUAGUAUUAUUGGUGCUUUAGCUCAAUUUUCUCUUAUACAUAUCCAUUUUAAGUCAUUUUUGGUAAUGAUAUCCUAGUGAAGGCUGCCAAUGAAUAAUGUAUCCACACCUAUUGUGAAAGAGACUGUUGUUGGUAGAAAAUGUUUCCCACUUUUGUUUAAGUAACUAUAUAUGGCUUUUUUCCAGCUAUUUAUAUAAGGUAAGUUAGAAAAGGUGCCAAGGCAGAGAGACAGGAACAGUAUUAAAACUUGUGUGCAUAAAGCACUUAUUUUUGUACUUUUAGUACAAUAUUUGUAUAGAGUUCUAACACUGUGAAGUGUAGUAAAAUCACAUGAUCCAUUUACUGGAAAAGAAAUAAUUUGUUUUGAAAAAAUGAAGUAAAAUUGGCAUCUCAAUCAUUAAUUCAGGGAAAUUUUGAAUUGGAUUAAAUAUUGUACAGCAAGCUUAUAAUUCUUGGUUAAUCAAAUGGCAUUAAGUAUAUUUUGAAGUACUAUUAAACCUUUCAAACUAAUAUGAAAGUUUCAGUCUUUUUUGUUAGUUGCCCUGAGUUUUAUCUAGAAAGGGCAUCCUCUGUAUUGGUGGUAAGAAUACAGUUCAGGUUCUGUUGAGAUCAUUAUAGAAUUCAUUUCUCAAACAGUCAGAAAGCGUUUUAUAUAUGCCAAGAUUUAAUAAAUGCACAUUGCUUUGAUACA